GGGGGCGCUUUAUCCGCAGGCAACUUCCGGCCGCUGUGGCAGGCUGGAGGCGGGGGAGAAGCGCGCGGCGGGCUCAGUCCCGGGCCGUGACGUUUCCUUCUGGGGCUUGUGGUCUUUGAAGGCUGCCUGUCUGCUCCACUGGGCUUUCGAGAAAUUAGUAGCCAUGCCACCAGGCGCCUUUGCAUUUUUAAACAAUCGGAAAGACUUUUGGUGGAGAACUCUACAUUUACCCUCGUUAAAAGCCCUUUCCAACUGGGACAAGAGGUACUGUGUUCUGAGGUCCAGCCAAUGAGAAGCUGGUGGCUGCUCUGCCUCUGGAUAGAAGGCCGUUGUCUGGGAGGUAUUAAUUUAAUUUUCUGAAAAAGAAGUAGUUCUAACACUCUUUAAAGAAAAAAGAUUCAUUUGCAAUACCCCAAAAUGGUGGUUUUUACAUGUAACGCUUGUGGGGAGUCUGUGAAGAAGGGACAGGUUGAAAAGCAUGUGAACAUGUGUCGUCAUUGCGAAUACCUUUCCUGUAUGGAUUGUGGAAAAGAUUUCUGGGGUGAGAAUUAUAAAUCUCAUAUGAAGUGUGUAAGUGAAGACCAGAAGUAUGGUGGCAAGGGAUACGAAGCCAGAACUCACAAAGGAGAUGUCAAGCAGCAGGAAUGGAUUCAGAAGAUUCACGAAGCAAUAGAAAAACCAAACAUUAACCCAAAAGUUCGAGAUAUCUUACAGCAAAUGUAUAGCUUUGACAAUAUUCCAAGAAAGAAAGGGAAGUUUCAGAACUGGAUGAACAACAGUUUGAAAAUACACAACACAGUUCUACAAGAUCAGGUGUGGGAUAUCUUUUCUGAGGCUACCAAGAAGGGACCAAGUGAAAAAGAGGAGAAGCCACAAGACACAGCUGGAAAUCAGUGUGAAAAAAAUGAAGUUACGCCAACACUAUCUGAAGAGGAUGUAGCAAAAACAGAGGGACUGGCAAAGAAGAAGAGCAAAAGGGAACGAAAAGAGAGACGAAAUGUCAAAAAGGAGAAAAAAGAAUUAAGGCUACAAAGUCAACAGGACAGCUUACAACCUUUAAAAGUCAAAAAGUCUAAGAAAGCAAAAUAUGAGGAAGAGGAUGAGCAGGUAUUUCAGAGCAGGUGUGUGAAGGUGACAAAGCAGAAGCGGCGAGCAAUUGAUGCAGUGGAGCCUGAAAUGAACGGCAGUGGCCUUCAUUCAGAAGAGCCAGCAGGGACCAAGCCCAGGGCCAAGAGAUGCAAGCGCAGCCCCUCGGAAGAAGAGUCUUGCAUCAAAAUAAAAAGAAAGAACUGUCCAGUAAGUGAAGAAAAUGAGAAUGAAUAUCAAGGGAAAUUCAAUUGGAAAGGAACUAUAAAGGCUGUUCUGAGACAAGCGCCUGACCAUGAAAUCUCAAUUAAGAAAUUAAGGAAAAAGGUCUUAGCCCAGUAUUAUGCAGUCACAGGUGACCAACAUAAAUCUGAAGUGGAAAUUCUCGCCUUAUUUAAUAAGAAAGUCAACAGUAAUCCUACAUUUAAAGUUUUAAAGGAAAAAGUUAAACUUCUAAAAUAGCUUUUAUGUUCAAAUGAUCAACUUUUGCACAGUAGGUCCUGUUUUACCAUCAGACAUAAAAAGUGGCUUUCAAUCAUUUUCAUACCUAUGUCAGCAAAAGCUCACUGUGAAUUCUUUUACCUGUCACUUCUAAUGAUAUUUGUUACUUUAAAAAAUGUAUAUUUUUGUAAAAGAACAAAAACUAUUAAAAUUUUGCUUGAGGUA
Messenger RNA from Heteronotia binoei (common prickly gecko), 1752 nucleotides. RefSeq names its product Ly1 antibody reactive (gene LYAR). Gene Ontology annotation, molecular function: DNA binding. Gene Ontology annotation, biological process: negative regulation of transcription by RNA polymerase II; rRNA processing. Lineage: Eukaryota; Metazoa; Chordata; Lepidosauria; Squamata; Gekkonidae. The transcript has 10 exons. Gene Ontology annotation, cellular component: nucleolus. The record is from RefSeq and is a predicted model, not a curated record. Bases 418 to 1548 code for a protein of 376 amino acids.